Messenger RNA from Penaeus monodon (black tiger shrimp), 410 nucleotides. RefSeq lists its product as uncharacterized. NCBI's taxonomy places the organism in Eukaryota, Metazoa, Arthropoda, Malacostraca, Decapoda, Penaeidae. The transcript is spliced from 3 exons. The record is from RefSeq and is a predicted model, not a curated record. The annotation marks the transcript as partial.
AUGGUUCGAGCACGUGAGACAUUCACCGAUGACGAGGGGCUGGAGAGAGCGCUCAUGGACGGAACUGCAACAGACCCGAAACACUAUGGGCAUCCGGCUCUUUCAGAAAACCCCCCAACAAUACCAAGCGACGUCACAUCCAGCGACCAACUACCGGUCAUUUUAACACUGUCAACAAACCCUAUCAUGAUUACACAACAAAACCCAGAGAAUCCUUCAACAUGCAAACUGGGGAGGGCUUCAAAACAAUCACUUGAAGACACACACGGUGGUAAGGUAAAGGGCAAGUCAGUCCGCUCCGCAGGCCGGCUUCGUUCCCUGUUGGCAAUUCACCGCCUUCUGCGUAAGGGCAACUACGCCGAGCGUGUGGAGGUGCCCCGUGUACCUGGCUGCGUCAUGGAAUACCUGCC